Molecule: messenger RNA, 378 nt
Organism: Bathycoccus prasinos
Lineage: Eukaryota; Viridiplantae; Chlorophyta; Mamiellophyceae; Mamiellales; Bathycoccaceae
Source: the annotation of a RefSeq genome assembly
AUGCCAACUCUUGCUCAACUUGUUAGACGUAAACAAGAACGUCGAUUAAAGAAUGAAGAGAAAAAAACGCCGGCUUUACAAAAUGCCCCUCAAAAAAGAGGUGUAUGUCUUAGAGUAUAUACAAAAGCACCAAAAAAACCAAACUCGGCAGUUCGAAAGUUAGCUAAGGUAAGGCUUUCUAAUGGUUUUGAAAUUAUCGCCUACAUCCCAGGAGAAGGACAUAAUCUUCAAGAACAUUCAGUUGUUCUUUUAAGAGGUGGCCGAACUAAAGACUUACCUGGGGUAAAAUAUAAGAUCAUCCGUGGUGCAUACGAUGCUCAAGGCGUUAAAAACCGUCGACAAGCUCGAUCAAAAUAUGGUACAAAAAAAGCAAAAUAA